CAGAACUUUUACGUGCUCUUUAGAGAGAGAGAGAGACAGAGCAGAGAAGAGGAGCGAGAAGGAGAAGAAGAUUAGCGAGAAGGAGGAAGGUCAAAGAGGUAUGGGGGAUCUUUUCCUUGUUUCUUCCGUUUUUAUGCGUCAGAUUCUUGCUUCGUUGCUUUCGAUUCAGUCCGUCUCUUUGUUUCUUCUUCAUCUGGAUUUCUCCCAUUUCCCUUGAUUGCACUGCCAGCUGGGUAGUAAAUUAGGGUUUUUUUUUUGUCAUUUAGGUUUGAUUAAGUCGUUUAGCGUUGAUUAUCGUCGAGGAAAUGUAUUUUUCUUCGCUUCCAGAAUGAAUUCCGCUGCAAUUGGAUACUGUUUAGGUUUGGGGGGUUAGGGACGCAUUAAUUUCUGUCUAUGAGAUCUAAAGAGUGGUCUUUAGUUUGGCUCCAUGUCUAGUUUCUGAGUCGAAUAAGUUCAUCUUCCUCCCAAUCUGGGGCGAUCAGUAGAAUUCGAAUUGGUUAAUUGUGAACUUGUGAUAUAGAUUUCCUGCCAGAGGUUUGUGGUUGGUGCUAAGUGUUGUGUUCUUCUGCCGCAGAUGGCUCGUACCAAGCAAACUGCCCGCAAGUCCACUGGAGGAAAAGCUCCCAGGAAGCAGCUCGCUACCAAGGCUGCCCGUAAGUCUGCCCCUACCACUGGUGGUGUGAAGAAGCCCCAUCGUUACAGACCUGGAACUGUUGCUCUUCGUGAAAUCCGUAAGUACCAGAAGAGCACUGAGCUUCUGAUCAGGAAGCUGCCAUUCCAGAGGCUUGUUCGUGAAAUUGCACAGGACUUUAAGACUGACCUGCGUUUCCAGAGCCAUGCCGUUCUCGCUCUGCAGGAGGCAGCUGAAGCUUACCUUGUUGGGCUGUUUGAGGACACCAAUCUGUGCGCAAUCCAUGCCAAGCGUGUAACCAUCAUGCCCAAGGAUAUCCAGCUGGCCAGGAGGAUCAGGGGCGAGCGUGCUUAAGGAAGAAUUAGAAUGUGAUCUGGUUGACAUCUUCUGGAGUGGGAAGAUGGUUUAAUGGAAUGGUGUAAUUUGUUUGGUUGCUUAAUGGGUGUAGUAAUUGACUGUUGUUUUCCAAUCUGUCAUGAUGGGAUUUAGGGUAGAUAGAAAUAGUGUUCCUGCUUUGUGGUAGUUAGACCUUGUUGGAUGAUGGCUUCUGCUAAGUGAUAUGUCUGUAAUGGUGGUGUCCUAUGAUAUUUUGUUGGAGAUUCUUGAGCAUUGCCUAUGAUAUAUAUAGUUUGUUAGACCCUUGUGAUUCUUAUAUCAAUUUCCGCGUUCGGAUGAAUUGAAUGCCAAAUAAUUCGAUAUUUCGGAGUUUGCUUCCUUAGAAUGAAUUGCGUAAUAGACC
Molecule: messenger RNA, 1370 nt
Organism: Linum trigynum
Lineage: Eukaryota; Viridiplantae; Streptophyta; Magnoliopsida; Malpighiales; Linaceae
Source: the annotation of a GenBank genome assembly